Molecule: messenger RNA, 1302 nt
Organism: Pichia membranifaciens NRRL Y-2026
Lineage: Eukaryota; Fungi; Ascomycota; Pichiomycetes; Pichiales; Pichiaceae
Exons: 1
Coding region: 1-1302 (433 amino acids)
Source: RefSeq, a predicted model, not a curated record
AUGAGGCUCGUGCAGAGCCGCCUGUAUGCGGGCGGGACGAAGUUCCCGCCCCGGCCGCCGAAGUUCCAGCACAAGACGAAGAAGGAGCUGACGGCGGAGGAGCAGAAGCAGGUGGAGGAGGAGAGGAAGUACCACGAGGCGGUGAACUCGGGGUCGGCGGUGAAGAAGUGGGGGGCCAUUCUCGGGUCGAGCGGGUUCAACAAGCGGGCGACGAAGUACUACAUCGGGUUGUACGUGGUGUUUCUCUGCUACGGGAUCUACUACUUCCGGAAGCUUUUCGGGAGACACCUGGAGGAGGAGGACUUGAAGAAGCUGCGGGACUCCGGGGCGGAGCUGAGCGAGUACCAGAAGCUGCGGAUCCGGGACUUGGCGGGCGACCUGCUGCGGACGAAGGACACGCAGAAGUUGAAGGCGUACUACGUGUUGAAGGAGGCGUACGACGCGCAGCCGGAGGAGGAGCGGGCGAAGGCGGGUCCGUUCGACCCUGCGCCGGAGGACAUCCGGGACGUGAUGGACGUGAGCUUCGAGCAGUGCAUCGAGCCGCCGAAGGACUUGAGCGGGUUCUACGACGCGCUGGCGGCGGAGUACGACAGCGACGUGGGCACGGAGGAGAUGAUGUCGUUCAUGGGCGGCAAGCGCAAGUGGCUGAUGAGGCACUGCAAGGGCGACGUGUUGGAGGUGGCGUCCGGCACGGGGCGCAACAUCGAGUACCUGGACCCGACGGUGGUGCGCAGCUACACCUUCCUCGACGCGUCCCGGAAGAUGAUGGACGUGUGCUACGACAAGUUCCACGAGCGGUGGCCCAACUUCGAGCGGGCCAAGUUUGUCGUCGGCAAGGCCGAGGAGCUCGUCAAGCUCUCCGCCGCGGGCCCCUCGGGCCGCACGUUCAGGUACGACACCAUCGUCGAGACCUUUGGCCUCUGCUCGCACGAGGACCCCGUCCAGGCCCUCAAGAACAUGCGGGCCCUGCUCAAGCCCGGCGGCCGAAUCGUCCUCCUCGAGCACGGCCGCGGCGAGUACGCCUUCAUCAACAAGAUCCUCGACCGCCGGGCCCACAAGCACAGCGAGAAGUGGGGCUGCCGCUGGAACCUCGACAUCGGCGACCUCGUCGACGAGUCCGGCCUCGAGAUCACUGAGGAGAAGCGGGCCCACCUCGGCACCACCUGGAUGCUCGUGUGCAAGCGGCCCGAGGACGUUCUCGACAUCGACGAGAUGUCUGCCCUCGAGAAGUACUUCUUCCCCCGCAGAACAAACCUCGACUCCUCCAACAUCGUCAACCGGGACGACAGCCGCCGUCCAUAG